GCUGCCCGAGCCGCUCGUCACGGACCCGCCAUGGAGCCGCCGCUGCGCCGCGUGCUGCUGCUCGGAGAGGGCAACUUCUCCUUCUCCGCGGCGCUGUGCGGGACUCAGGGCACGCACGUGGUGGCCACUUGCUACGAGAGCGAGGAGGAGGCGGCCGGGAGAGGGGGAGCGGCGCGGAGCAUCCGCCGGCUGCGGGACAGCGGAGCCGAGGUUGUGUUCUCGGUGGACUGCACCAGGCUGAAGGAGCACUUCUUACCGGGAGAACGGGAAUUCCAUCGCAUUUAUUUCAACUUCCCUCACUGUGGGAGGAAGGCCGGGGUGAGGAAGAACAGGCAGCUCCUUGCUGGCUUUUUCCAUAGCUGCACAGAAGUGCUGGCACAGGAGGGGGAAAUCCACGUGGCCCUGUGCAAUGGGCAGGGGGGGACUCCUGCGGACCAGCCCAGGAGGGAGUGGCACAACAGCUGGCAAAUCGUAGCUGUGGCUGCAGCAGCUGGCUUCAUCCUCAGCGAUGUUCAACCUUUCAAAGCAGAGACUAUCGAGGGGUACACGUGCACAGGUUACAGGAGUCAGGAUAAAUCCUUCUGUGUAGAGGGUGCUUUGAACCACGUUUUCACACGGAGCACAGCCCCCCUGUGUUCCACACCCCUGAGCUGCAGGACACAACUGGGAAGCCAAAAUGUUUCUUUUCAAGUGCCACAAGUCCUCGUGGAUAAAAUUAACAGGGGUUUCCUCGAAGCGAAUUCACGUCAUCCAGUAAGGACAAUAAAGGAGAAGCUCAGUGCAGAGCUCAGCCAAGCUUUUCCACUGCACAACAUCAGCUCCUGCCUUCCUCUGCUGCACCAAGGUCACCCCCAGGGUGUUUGCCACUCCAACCUCUUCUGGGUCUCUCUGAGCCCAGGGGAGGCUCCAAGCACUGAGGAAAUCUCUCAGGAACUGGAAAACACAGUUUUGUUUUCCCAUUUUGGCCAGGACACCGAUAAGAAUGUACAAGAAGGAUCCCCAGUUCCAAAGCAGUUUUAUCUUAGGCCAUCCCUCCUGCCUCAUGCUCGGGCAAUAAUAAAAAAAAGAGAUUUUCCCCCAGGGACAGUGCAGGUUCUUUCUGGGCCAGUUUUCAGGAAAUGUCGGAUCAGUCCCCACUCCAUGCCUGUUUUCCAUGAGAUGCUCGUUGUGCUGGCAGUUAGCAGGGGCACAGAGAGCAGCUGCAUCCAGAUGUUGGUGGACAGCAUUCAAACCACCACGAAUUCUCUUCACCAGGGCGUCAAACCCAGCAUCAGCCUGCAGGAAGCAACAAGGCUGGGGGCUGAGCUCAAUGACUUUGCUGCUUUUGAACGGCAGCUUGGUGAAAUUCAGCAUUUCCUCUGCGUGAGGACAGAGGCAGAGCCCUCAGAAUCCUGUGUGGGGGUUGUCAGGACGGCUCCUGAUGAAUUAAAAAGCCGUGAGCUGGUUGUUGUGUCAGUCUCUCUGAACCUGGACCUCCUGGCCAUGCUGCUGUGUGGAAUAUCCGACUGGAGGAUGCUCUGGACCUCGGACAGGCGCUUCCUCAGGCAGUUUGCUGAGGGAGAGUUGAGACUUUUCAAGAGUUUUUCCCUCUAUCCACCCUCCUACGUGCACGAUGUCAGCUUCUGGCUUCCUGGCGGGGAGCAGUUCGAUGAAGUGGCUUUUCACAGCCUUGCCAGGAGGGUGUCAGCUGAAAUGAUCGUUUCCAUCCAGCUGAGGGACGAUUUCCAGCAGCCAGGGACAGGACGGAGGAGCCUGUGCUACAGGGUGACCUUCCAGUGCUGCGACAGGGCCUUGGGCUGCCGGGAGGCUGCGGAGAUGCAGCUGCGCCUGCGGCAGGAAAUGCAGCAGCAGCUGGGUGUGACCCUGAGGUAGAACAUCUGCAGGGGCUGCAGGGGCCACUUUGUGACCUGGGAAAUGUCACCUGCACGUGGUUGGACCUGACACUGUCACAAGGGCAGGGUGAACUCUGAGCACCUGCAGGAGUUUCAGUGUGGGAGUUCUGUUCAUGUGUGUGUGUAAUGAAAGCUCGUUCUGUGAAGUGCAGCCUUUCUUUUCUAGGGUGCUGUGAGGGUGGAUUGGAUCUCUUUACUAAUUCCUAAUUCCUGCUGUGCCCACCCUGCCCUCCCCUGCCCAGCCUGAGCUGUUCCCUCUCCUCCUGUCCCUGUUCC
Messenger RNA from Catharus ustulatus (Swainson's thrush), 2168 nucleotides. It is a transcript of the gene FDXACB1, whose product is annotated as ferredoxin-fold anticodon binding domain containing 1. The transcript is spliced from 5 exons. The record is from RefSeq and is a predicted model, not a curated record. NCBI's taxonomy places the organism in Eukaryota, Metazoa, Chordata, Aves, Passeriformes, Turdidae. Gene Ontology annotation, cellular component: cytoplasm. The coding region runs from base 31 to 1872 and encodes 613 amino acids. Gene Ontology annotation, biological process: rRNA base methylation. Gene Ontology annotation, molecular function: rRNA (uridine-N3-)-methyltransferase activity.